UGUAGUUUUACAAAAAUUGUAUUAAUUUAAUUUAAUUUAAUUUAUUAAUGCUUAACGCUGAACGCCAAUUGGCUUUGUACUAAUGUAAAAAUUUAACACAUUAAACAUUCUAGGAUAAUUACAUAACAAGAACCAUUAAACAAUUCAAUGACGCAAUUCAAUGUAAAAAAUACCUGUUGCCGCCGUUCCUAGUGGGUACCCAUACGUAAGAUUUCUUAGUGGGUACAUAGACAUAAGCGGUAUAUUUCCAAACACAUUGAUGUAUGUUUUUCCCUUACUAUUGUACACAAGACACUUGCUGUAAAUAUGGUGGCGUGAUAAAAUAAUAUAAAGGCAAUAACGUUCGUUAAGGGACAGUUCGUCUGCAAACGCCAAAAGAAACAACUGUUUUUAAAGUAGUAUAGUCAUCUUUGAUAAAAGAAUAAAAUUAAUUACUACUGAAAAAAGUUGUUUCAAUAAAAGGCGAGCUCGUGAAGUAACAAAUUCUUUAAAAACAUUUUCUAUACCGCGGUACACGUAUUCAUUAUACAUUAUAAAUAACUUAUUAAAUAACUCCAAAUGGAAAAUCAAGGAGACUCAAGCGGAGAAUUCAAUUGCCACAAGUGCAGCGAAAAGGAUAACAGCCGUAUGGUGCAAUGUGACCAGUGCGACAAGUGGUACCAUUUCGCCUGUGUCGGGGUUAACAGCGGAAUAGAAGACGAGAGCUGGAAUUGCGCCAAGUGCAAUCCGCAAACUUCCACCGCAACUACGGGUGCUGCAGCUCCCUCGAACAAAGCACGCAGCGAAAUGAUACCAAGACCUAGUUCACAUUUCUUGCAAGCAACAUCCUCACCUACACAGGAUGCACCGCCGUCCGGCUUAACGCCAUGGAGCACAGCUGACGGUUACGCUGGGACAGCAACACAUACGAGUGGUUCCAAUCAAUUGGUUACCACACCGCUGGACCUCACGGCAUCAGCUUCCGCAGCCAAUUUGCCAGUACCACCGCGCUUUGUGACAGCACCACAUAUUGCAGGACGUUCAAACUACGUGACAACAACAACCACUGCCUCACCUCAAUACCUUCGUCUACAUACCGAAACAGGAGACCGCCACGUGCCAAAUGAAACAGAGUUAGAGCUACGUCUAGCCAUGUUAGAAGAAGAGAGGCAGAUUAAUCAAAGUUAUCUGGAGAAAAAAUAUGAUAUUCUAUCACAUUCGCAAGGAACUUUGGCUACGAGUAUUCAUGGCACCGGCAUGAGGACCGCCCCAACACCUGCGCAAAUAGCAGCACGACAAGCCAUUCCAAAGGAGCUUCCGCAUUUCCAUGGCCACCCGGAGGAAUGGCCCCUGUUCAUUAGUAGCCUUGAAACCAGCACAGAGAUCGCAGGCUACUCAAAUGCUGAGAAUCUAAUGCGUCUACAAGCGUGUUUAAAAGGUAAAGCCAGGGAAAUGGUUCAGAGCAAGCUAUUAUUACCGGCAAUGGUCCCGGAAAUCAUUCAAACUUUGCGUAUGUGCUUCGGCAGGCCAGAGCUAAUAAUCGAGAAUUUAAUCGAAAAGGUGAAAAGGGUUCCACCUAUAAAAGACAGACUAGAUGGCCUCAUAGACUUUGCGCUCUGCGUGCGCAACGUAUACUCCACAAUGGAAUCCUGCCGCAUGGGGGCUUAUAUGAAUAACCCUACGCUAGUGAAAGACUUGGUGGACAAGUUGCCAAACAACCACAAGCUUGCUUGGGCUAUGCAUCCGAAAGGACAACACGAGCCAAUAGUAAAAAUAUUUAGUGACUGGCUCUAUGCACUUGCUGAAGCGGCGAGUCAAGUAGUCGGAUACAUUACUCCGAAAAGAGGCGGGAUUGUCAACACGCACAUGCAAACAACCAACGCACAACGAGAUGUCACCUGUAGCCACUGUAAUGCUGGUGGACACCGAGUGGCACAGUGCGAGGACUUUAGGAAGCUAAGUUCAAGUUGCAGAUGGGAUGUUGUCCGUGCGCUAAAGUUAUGUCGCCAAUGCCUUAACGCCCACCGACGCAGAUGCUUCGUACCCAGGACCUGCGGAGUGGACGGCUGUAAAGCCAAACAUCACCCGCUCCUGCACGCAAGUACGGCCCUGAACGCACAAAACAGCCCUGAGUACCCUAGCGCGACAGCCAGCGGUAGUGUUAACUCACAUGACGACGCCAAGCGAAAGUCUUCUCCCUACUUUCGCAUCUUGCCGGUUCGUAUACAUGGUAACGGAAACUAUAUUGAUACAUUUGCAUUUUUAGACGAAGGUUCAUCAGUAACCCUCAUCGAAGAAAAAAUCUUCAAGCAACUCAACAUGACAGGUGUUCCCGAUCCAUUAUGCCUUCGCUGGACUGGUGACAAUACCCGUAAUGAAGAUGCAUCCGUGAGAACUUCGUUAAAGAUCAGUGGCAUACAGCAUAACAAAGCGUUUAACAUUACUGGGGUGCACACCGUGAGCCAUCUCGGCCUGCCAAGGCAAACUGUUGACAUGGCGAAAAUUACCAAGGAUUACCCAUAUAUGACCGGCCUGCCAAUACAAUCAUACGUUAGCGCGAAGCCGACAUUGCUCAUUGGCUCCGACUAUUGGCAAGUGGCCGUACCGCUCAAGAUUCGAGAAGGCAGUUGGUGCCAACCGAUAGCAACGAAAACUAGAUUGGGUUGGGCUAUACAAGGUCGUUGUGGCGGUUCAUCGUCGAACGCGCACCUAAACAUACACACAUGCGCGUGCAAAGCCGAAAAUGAAAGACUGCACAAAAUGGUUAAGGAGCACUUCCAAUUAGAUGACCCCAAACCAACGAUGCUGCGCUCACCCGAUGAUCAAAAGGAACUAGCCAUACUCGACUCAACGUGCAGAAAGAUCAACAACAGGUACGAGGUUGGACUACUAUGGCGACACGAGGAAAUCAGCUUGCCCGACAGCUACGAAAUGGCCUACAAACACCUCGUGUGCCUCAACAACAAAUUUCGCAAAAAUCCGUCACGGCUAUGCAGAAGCAGAUCGACAACCUUUUGGCUAAGGGAUACGCAAAGAAGUUGAACACAGCUGAGCUAGUAGCACAUAAAGGACGCGUGUGGUACAUGCCAGUAUUCGUGACUUGCAACCCAAAUAAACCCGGGAAAAUGCGCCUAGUCUGGGACGCAGCAGCUAAAAGUAAAGGAGUAGCGCUUAACGACGCCGUUUUAGGCGGGCCCGACUUUUUGAUCCCUUUAGUCGACAUCUUAUUGAAAUUCCGUAUCGGAAAGGUCGCCAUCUGCGGCGAUAUCGCCGAAAUGUUCCACCAAAUUAAUGUAACUAAUAACGAUAUGCACGUGCAAAGGUUUCUUUGGCUGGACAACGAGGACGACAUUAGCCAACCCAGCGUCUACGUCAUGCGCGCCCUCACGUUCGGUAUAAGCUGCGCUCCGUGCAUUGCGCACUAUGUGCGCGACAAAAACGCGAACACCUUCGUUCAACAAUUUCCGGAAGCCGUCGAUGCUAUAACACGUUACCAUUACGUUGACGACUUUACAGCGGGGAUAGCGAACAGGCUGUCAUACAACUAGCAAAAACGGUAAAACAUAUACACGCCGCCGCCGGGUUUCAUAUCCGAAACUGGGCAUCAAACUCAGCAGUGGUCUUAAAACAUAUGGAAGGCAGUUGCAAUAGGACUCAAGAACCAUUGCAGUUGAAUUCGAACGAAAAGAUUCUAGGAGUAUACUGGGAUCCAAAUAAAGACGUAUUCAAAUACGCGCUCAGGUUCACAAGACUAAAGCGAAACGUUGUAGCAGGCGACACUACACCAACAAAGCGCGAGAUCCUUCAGGUCUUAAUGUCCAUUUUCGACCCUCUUGGUAUUCUAUCUAACUAUACCAUAACACUAAAAAUUUUACUCCAAGAAAUAUGGCGCUCAGGCUUAGAUUGGGACGAAGAGAUCGACGCCGCAAUGGAGUCAAAAUGGUGCCAGUGGAAGAUCGCUCUAUCAGCCAUGGCCAAACUGGAAAUACCCAGGUGCUACUCAUUUCAUCUUGAUGUCGCUGAAGAUGUUCAACUGCAUACCUUCGCAGACGCCGGCGAAUUUGGUUACGCAGCGGUAUGCUACCUGCGCGUCAAAAGUGGCUCCCGCAUCGACGUCUCUAUCGUAGCUGCUAAAUCAAAGGCGGCACCUCUGAACCCGGUAUCAAUCCCCCGUCUGGAACUUCAAGCAGCCGUACUGGGUGCGAGACUGGCUUCAAAGAUACAAGGCAUAUCACGGCUACAAAUAAAAAAGAGAAUAUUCUGGACGGAUUCAACGACGGUACUGAAAUGGCUCGGUAUGGAUCCCCGACAGUUCCGCCAAUUCGUAAUGUUUAGAGUUGCUGACAUCUUGGAGCGAACGAAUUUGAACCAGUGGAAAUGGGUACCAUCGCUUUUAAACCCUUCGGACCGGGCAACUAAGGUUGACUCUAAAACUGACGCAAGCCUUUGGUUUAAUGGUCCCACAUUCUUGCAAUACGAUGAAAGCAAGUGGCCCUACCGCGACGACCUGGGACCAGUCGACAACAGCGAAGUGAAAAAUCAUUUACUACAUAUCCGGAAGCUGGAACAGAAGAAACACACUAUCAACUUCGAAUAUUUUUCAAACUGGAGAAGGCUGUAUCGUGCGCUGGCUAGAUUCAUUCUUUACAUAGAAAAAGUCAAAGCAAGGUCUCGGUCCCGGGAACUUCCCAACAGGGUCACGUUUGAAAUGGUUAAAGCAGCAAAAACGGCACUAAUAACUCAGGCGCAGCUUAGCGAGUAUGAAAACGAUCUACUUAGCCUAAGAAGCGAUGAGUUUGAUGUCAUACGUGUUCGAGGUCGGGCCGAAUUCCUCGCAGCUCGCAGUGCUGUGGUUCUGCCGGGUAAACAUCACGUCGCCUACCUUAUAGUUAAAGACGCCCACGAAAGGUAUCAACACAUAUCACACGAAACUGCAAUAAACGAAAUAAGAGGGAGAUUCCAUAUACCGCGACUGCGUGUCCUGUACCGCAUGGUACGUCGAAUGUGUCAAACCUGCAAAAAUAAAUUCGCGGUACCUCGUCCUCCACAACUGGCUCCCUUACCUGCCGCUAGACUCGCAAGUUUCGAACGACCGUUUAGUUAUGUUGGGAUCGACUAUUUUGGCCCAAUGCUCGUCGCUGUCGGCAGGCAUCGAGAAAAACGUUGGGGCGUAAUCUUCACGUGCCUCACGGUUAGAGCCAUCCACGUAGAGAUCGCCUACAGCCUCGACACAAGCUCCUGCGUCUUGUGCCUACGCAACUUUAUUUCACGACGCGGAGUACCGAGAGAAAUCUACACCGAUAACGGCACGAACUUCAAAGCGACCAACAAUAUCUUGCGUAUCGAAGCGAAUCAAGUAGACUACGCAACUAUCCAGACCAAAUUUGACAAUAUUAAGUGGAACUUCAACCCACCGGCGGCGCCUCAUAUGGGCGGAGCGUGGGAACGUCUUAUAAGGUCGAUCAAGACCGUGUUAAAUGGAAUGCAUCCCGAGCACAACUUUAACGAUGAAACCCUUCGUAGCGCUCUCUUAGAAGUUGAGUUCAUGAUCAACUCAAGACCGCUUACCUUCGUUACCAUAGACGGGUGCGACGAUGAAGCACUCACGCCGAACCACAUAUUAAUGGGCUCAUCCUCAGGCUACAAACCAAUUGGAACCAGCGGAGACCUGCGUCAACGCUAUCGUCAAACGCAACUUUAUGUGGAUAGGUUCUGGCAGAGAUGGGUGCAAGAGUAUCGGCCGAUCCUAACGCGGAGAUCCAAGUGGUUCGAGAAGCAACCCCCUUUAAAGGUUGGCGACGUAGUGGUAAUUGUUGACGAAUCUAUGGCAAGAAACUGUUGGCCGAAAGGCAUCAUAGUAGACGUCGUCACAGCAAAAGAUGGCCAGGUGA
Rhagoletis zephyria (snowberry fruit fly) is the source of this 5870-nucleotide messenger RNA. RefSeq lists its product as uncharacterized. Lineage: Eukaryota; Metazoa; Arthropoda; Insecta; Diptera; Tephritidae. The record is from RefSeq and is a predicted model, not a curated record.